Oncorhynchus mykiss (rainbow trout) is the source of this 993-nucleotide messenger RNA. Its product is annotated as myosin regulatory light polypeptide 9. Gene Ontology annotation, molecular function: calcium ion binding. NCBI's taxonomy places the organism in Eukaryota, Metazoa, Chordata, Actinopteri, Salmoniformes, Salmonidae. The record is from RefSeq and is a predicted model, not a curated record.
AAUGGAGGAGUGGGAUGGGCCGGUUGAAGACUUUCUUUAAACAAACUUUUCAGUGGUACUGCCUGCUUCCCUUCCAACUAAGCACUGAGACCCAGACAGAAGGCCUCAGAGAACUCCCCAAAACAACUACAAUUCACCUGAAGCCAAGGCCCAUCCAACCACCACCAUGUCGAGCAAACGUGCAAAGGGGAAGACCACCAAGAAGCGGCCCCAGAGGGCCACGUCCAACGUGUUCGCCAUGUUCGACCAGUCUCAGAUCCAGGAGUUCAAGGAGGCCUUCAACAUGAUCGACCAGAACCGAGACGGCUUCAUCGACAAGGAGGAUCUUCAUGACAUGCUGGCCUCACUGGGUAAGAACCCGUCAGAUGAGUACCUGGAGGGGAUGAUGGCGGAGGCGCCGGGGCCCAUCAACUUCACCAUGUUUCUCACCAUGUUCGGAGAGCGCCUCAACGGCACCGACCCAGAGGACGUUAUCCGCAACGCCUUCGCCUGCUUCGACGAAGAGGGCUCUGGAGUGAUCCACGAGGACCACCUGCGAGAGUUACUGACCACAAUGGGCGACCGCUUCACUGAUGAGGAAGUGGACGAGCUGUUCCGUGAGGCGCCUAUUGACACGAAGGGCAACUUCAACUACGCCGAGUUCACCCGCAUCCUCAAACACGGAGCUAAGGACAAGGACGACAUGUAGGGAGAGACAACUGCUUUGUGGCCCGCACACACAGUGCUUUUUAGAUGGAAUGGACUUCUCUUUUAUAGUCAAUGGUGAUUAUCCAUUGAGGAGUGUAUCUCAGCUAAGUGCAUCUCAAUAAGUCUGUAGUGGCUUCCUCUCUGGAUCCUUUCUGAAAUUCCCAGUGAUCGGAAUAUUGCUUUACUCUAAUCCAUUCCAGGAAAGGUGACAAGGUGAAAGGAAGCAAUAUUAGACUCUUGAGAUGCAUUGAACGCCUUUGUAUGUGUGGCCCACUCCCCCCAAAAAGCAUUCAGCACUACAUACCA